CAAAAUUGUAAAAAAUUGUUUAUAUUUUCAUCUCUUCAUCGUAAUUUGUUGUUUUGUUUUACAAAGUGUUUGAAAAAUAUUCUAAAAAUAGAUAAUUAAUAUCAUUGUACGUGCAUAUAAUUAUGUUAAUAUGAAUUCAUUGCGUGACAGCUUAGCUAGUAUACCGGGUGCGGUUACAAAUUUUAUCAGUGAUACUGCAUCGGUAGCUUCCAGCUAUAUUCCGAUAGGCGUAGGAUUUCAUGGUCAAAAUGAUUCCAUGUCUACGGGUUCUACAACGGAAUCUCUAAACAGUUUCAAUGAAAUGGAUAGCAGCUCUACGGGGGCGGUUCUAAUAAGUGAAAAAUCCUUACCCAUACCAGCCUCAUUGGUCAAGGAACAAUGGCGUUUAAUAUUUACAUCCGAUGCUAGUGAACAAGAUCUGAUGGAAGCCAUUAAUCAUUGCAAAGAUUUAGUUUUAAUAUCUGAGGAAAAUACUGAAGAACGCCGUUGGUUGGUUAGGCAUUUGGUAGAUUUAAGGUAUUCAUUGGAAGAGUUGUUGGAAGCUAAAAAUGAUAAAGUGGAAGUGGGCCCCUCUGUCAAAACUGUAGUUGGUCAUCAUUUUACUGCGCGCCAGAAAGGUGUUGGCAAAGGCAUACCAUUACCUACUGCUCGUAACUAUUGUGAUCAUUGCACGGGUAUCAUUUGGAGUGUAGUUCAGGCUUCCUAUCUGUGUACCGAUUGUCGCUAUAUGGUGCAUCAAAAAUGUCUAGAUAGUGUGGUGAGAGUAUGUGCUCAUGUUAUAGCCUCCGAAAGGCAAUAUCCUAUUUUAGAUAUUUGUCCAGAAAUUGGUUUGGCGGCCCAACGUUAUAAGUGUUCGGAAUGUAACACCUUAUUAAACUUUACUCCCAACUACACCACACAAUGUUUUGGCAAAAGAACCAAACAUGAAAAUUCCUGGAUUGAACCACGUUUGUGUGAUUAUACCGGUUUAUACUUUUGUCCUUCGUGUCAUUGGAACGAUGUGUGCAUUAUUCCAGCUCGUGUUGUUCACAAUUGGGAUUUUGUUCCUCGCAAAGUAUCUCGUUCAGCUUUACAGGAAAUUAAUUUGUUUCUCGAUAAACCUCUAAUAAGACUUGAAGACGCUAAUCCCAAGUUAUUUGUUUUUCUGGAGAAAUUGGCCUCACUAAAAAAGUUACGCCAAAAUUUGGUAUUUAUGCGGAAAUAUUUGUCGGAAUGUCGCCAGGCAGUUGAUGACAAAUUAUUGGAAACACAAAUUGGUUUCCGUCGCCAUCUUAUACAAUCUAAUGAAUUUUAUUCGAUUAAUGAUUUGGAACAGACUGAAAAUGGCGCACUGGCUGAAAUUUUACAUAAAGUUUUUAACUGUUUCGACAAACACAUACGCAAUUGUUCGAUGUGUACUGCCAAGGCGUAUAUCUGUGAGAUUUGCAGUAAUAACGAGGUGAUAUUUCCAUUCGAUGAUGGCUGUAUUAUAUGUGAUAAAUGUAAUUCGAUAUAUCAUCGUGUUUGUAUGACACGUAAAAAUAUGAUUUGCCCUAAAUGCGUACGGGUUCAGGAGAGACGCUUGCAAAGAGAAUUAAUUAUGGAAAAACAUAAAACUUCCAAUGAUGCAGUAGAAAGUGACGAUAAUGACGAGGAUUGAGAGUGCAAUUAAUAAUAAUCAUAAUAUUUUAUGUAAUUUUAAUGGUAAACAUGUACUAAUUUUAGGUUUAAAAGUGACUAUGUAUAUACAAUUUUAUUUUUAAUAAAUAAAGAUAUAUUUUAUUAAAAAAA
Molecule: messenger RNA, 1770 nt
Organism: Calliphora vicina (urban bluebottle blowfly)
Lineage: Eukaryota; Metazoa; Arthropoda; Insecta; Diptera; Calliphoridae
Gene: DEF8
Product: differentially expressed in FDCP 8 homolog
Exons: 4
Coding region: 131-1639 (502 amino acids)
Source: RefSeq, a predicted model, not a curated record